Molecule: messenger RNA, 1063 nt
Organism: Hippocampus comes (tiger tail seahorse)
Lineage: Eukaryota; Metazoa; Chordata; Actinopteri; Syngnathiformes; Syngnathidae
Gene: cideb
Product: cell death inducing DFFA like effector b
Exons: 5
Coding region: 120-866 (248 amino acids)
Biological process (GO): apoptotic process; regulation of apoptotic process
Source: RefSeq, a predicted model, not a curated record
UAAGAAAAAUAAAUUUUCAUGUUCCGAUAUCUGAAACAGUGAAAAAGUAUUUACAUUCACACGGUAAAAUAAUUACCGUGAGCGUCUGUUGAUAGUUUACGCUUGAGUACACAAUCUGGAUGAACUUUGCCUACAUGCUGCUGAAUCUGAUCGGUCAUCACUUGUGGAGCAAAGUCCAGGGUGACCUACUGUCAGGAAAGCUGACAUUGUUUUUGUUCGUCACACCAGUGAGAACAAGAGAAUCUACCAGAAUGGACACGACGUCCUCAUUGCUGAAGUCGGUCACCAAGCGAGUGUGGGCCGCGCCCCAGCGACCAUUCAGGGUGCGCAGUCACAACCGGGAGGCCAAGAAGGGCAUCACAGCCGGGACUUUGGAGGAACUGAAAGAGAGGGUCUGUCGGGCGUUGUCGCUUGUGUCUCUGGCGUCCUUGGUCUGCGAGGAGGACGGGACAGAGGUGGACUCGGACGACUUCUUGGCAACUCUGCCGGACAACGCCGCCAUUGUGGCCUUGGAGCCUGGACAGAUGUGGCGGCCGCCAUCGGGUGCGGCUGUCCCCCGAAGUCAAGACAAGCUCAAGUCCAAGACGGGAAAAGACAUCGCCAGUGUCACCUUGGACCUUUACAAAAUGAGCCCCAAGGAUUUGUUUGGCUCUCUGAGCGUGAAGGCCACUUUUCAAGGCUUGUACUCGGUCAGCGCCGACUUCCAGUGUCUGGGGCCCAAGAAAGUCCUCAAAGAGGCCCUGCGCGUGGCCUCGGGCCUCCUCAAUGCCGCCGGACACCUGCUCAUCACCUGUGCUUCCGUGAUCCGCCGCGUCAUUGAGGGCGUGGAGCUUUGGCAGCCGCCGCAGACCGCUUAUCGGAACUGAUCGAACGGGCUUGGUAUUGGAUGAAAAAAGGACAGCACUUGGACCUGCCAAGUCAAAGUGAAAGUUUCAAGUUGAUUUUGUACAUACGCCUGAAGCCAAACUCUUGUUGCAGGUCAAUCUGGGCUUUUGUGCUGCGUUUUUUUUUUUUGUAAAUAUCAAUCAUCACCAAUCAUUCAUAAAUGUUCUGGUGCAUUUAA